AUGCCAAAAAAAUUAAGCAAAACCAAACCAGCGUUAAACGAGGAAGAAUUGAAAAAACGAUUUCUAGCUUGGUAUAAUAAUUCUAAUGAAAGAAGUGAAGCACGUUCUUUAAAAAAGAAUGAUACAAUAAAAAUUAAAAAAACAAGUGAAAAGAAUAAAUUUCCAUCAACCAAAACUGGAUUAAAAAAAAUUAAAGAUAAGAUCAGAAAAGAUAAUCAUCGUAAGAGAAUGGAAAAAAUGAAUAGUUAUAAUGAAGAUACAUUACAAGAUACGGAAGGAAUAAAAAGAGAUAAUAUAGAACAGAACCUUAGAUAUUUCACCUUUAACCCAAAAGAAAUCGAUAAGGAAUUAGAUGAAUAA
Dentiscutata erythropus is the source of this 360-nucleotide messenger RNA. The record is from the annotation of a GenBank genome assembly. Lineage: Eukaryota; Fungi; Glomeromycota; Glomeromycetes; Diversisporales; Gigasporaceae.